CUAUGGGAAGUCAUAGAAAUCGUUGCCGAGCGGGGUAAGAAAUAUCGGGUUAGGUGGGCGGGCAAUGACCCCAAGACGGGGAGGCCGUGGCCGUUAGACUGGGUACCCAAGCACGACUGCACGGAUCACCUUGUGGAAGAGUGGAAAAGG
Messenger RNA from Suillus bovinus, 150 nucleotides. RefSeq lists its product as uncharacterized. The annotation marks the transcript as partial. The record is from RefSeq and is a predicted model, not a curated record. The transcript has a single exon. Lineage: Eukaryota; Fungi; Basidiomycota; Agaricomycetes; Boletales; Suillaceae.